AUGUGGAAGAUUAUGCGUGCGUGGAAAUAUGGGGGAAUGCGCUCGGUACAUCACCAGCGUCCCACACACGAGCUGCUUUCGCAACUGUCGUUCGAACAGCAUUACAAGAUCAGGUCUAACAUCGAGCUGCUAAUACAGGACUACGCCAGCAAGCCAAUAGCGCCCCUGAACUACGAGUAUUUCCUGCAGUACAGGCCACCGCUGACCAAGAGAGAGGAGUACAUGCUGACGAUCAAAACGAUCAACCUGCUGCUUUCAUUGACGUGUAAACGGCUGAAUGCCAUUCAGGGACUACCGUAUAAUGCGGUGAUCAACCCGCACAUCGAGAGGACCAACUCCUUGUAUUUGAAAAGCUUGCAGACGUUGCUAUCGGUUGCGUACCCGUACGAGUUGCACAAUCCGCCCAAGAUACAGGCCAAGUUUACGGAACUGCUGGACGACCACGAGGAUGCCAUUGUAGUGUUGGCGAAAGGUCUUCAGGAAAUCCAAUCGUGUUACCCAAAGUUUCAAAUUUCCCAGUUUUUGAAUUUUCAUUUGAAAGAGAGAAUCACGAUGAAGCUGCUUGUGACCCACUAUUUGUCGUUGAUGGCGCAGAACAACGAUGACUCCAACAAAAAGAUGAUCGGAAUCUUGCAUCGGGACCUCCCUAUAGCACAAUUGAUCAAGCACGUAUCUGAUUACGUCAAUGACAUAUGCUUUGUGAAGUUCAACACUCAACGGACCCCAGUUCUUAUUCACCCGUCAUCACAGGACAUCACAUUCACCUGCAUUCCGCCCAUUGUGGAGUAUAUUAUGACAGAGGUUUUCAAGAACGCUUUUGAAGCUCAGAUAGCUCAUGGUAAGGAACACAUGCCCAUAGAGAUCAAUCUUUUAAAGCCGGACGACGACGAGUUGUACUUAAGGAUUCGGGACCAUGGUGGCGGGAUCACACCUGAGGUAGAGGCGCUCAUGUUCGACUACUCUUAUUCCACACAUACCCAACAAUCAACCGAUUGUGAGUCUACAGAUCUGCCCGGUGAGCAAAUCAACAACGUCUCUGGUAUGGGCUUUGGUCUACCAAUGUGCAAGACGUAUCUAGAACUAUUUGGGGGCAAGAUUGACGUUCAGAGUUUACUUGGUUGGGGUACAGACGUAUAUAUCAAGCUUAAGGGGCCCUCUAAGGCUGUACUACUCUCCAAAAAAUAA
Molecule: messenger RNA, 1185 nt
Organism: Saccharomyces paradoxus
Lineage: Eukaryota; Fungi; Ascomycota; Saccharomycetes; Saccharomycetales; Saccharomycetaceae
Gene: PKP1
Product: protein kinase PKP1
Exons: 1
Coding region: 1-1185 (394 amino acids)
Biological process (GO): protein phosphorylation; regulation of glucose metabolic process
Cellular component (GO): mitochondrion
Molecular function (GO): pyruvate dehydrogenase (acetyl-transferring) kinase activity
Source: RefSeq, a predicted model, not a curated record